Molecule: messenger RNA, 1206 nt
Organism: Toxotes jaculatrix (banded archerfish)
Lineage: Eukaryota; Metazoa; Chordata; Actinopteri; Toxotidae
Product: H-2 class II histocompatibility antigen, E-S beta chain-like
Exons: 6
Coding region: 86-832 (248 amino acids)
Biological process (GO): immune response; peptide antigen assembly with MHC class II protein complex; positive regulation of T cell activation
Cellular component (GO): membrane; MHC class II protein complex
Molecular function (GO): MHC class II protein complex binding
Source: RefSeq, a predicted model, not a curated record
GCAGCAGGUCAUGUGACGCGUCCUCUGGUUUUUAGAGCAGCUCUCAGUCAGACUGUGUCAGUGUUUGUGGAGCGAACAGAGGAACAUGGAUUCAUCCUUUCUCCGCUUCUCCCUGCUCCUCAUCUGUGUCUGCGCUGCAGAUGGAUUUUUGUAUUAUGCAACGGGUCGCUGUGAGUUUAACUCCACUGAGCUGAAGGACAUCAGGUUCAUCUUCUCUUACUAUUACAACAAGUUGGAGUUCAUCAGGUUCGACAGCAGCGUGGGAAGAUAUGUUGGAUACACUGAGCUGGGAGUGAAGAACGCUGAACGCUUGAACAGUGGACCAGAGGUGGUUCAGAGUAGAGCUCAGAGGGAGACGUACUGUGAACACAACAUUGGGAACUGGUACCCAAAUAUUCUGUCUAAGUCAGUGAAGCCCUCUGUCAGACUCUACUCCACGACGCCCCCUUCUGGUAAACAUCCUGCCAUGUUGGUCUGCAGCGUCUACGACUUCUACCCCAAACAGAUCAAAGUGAGCUGGACCAGAGACGGACAGGAAGUCACCUCUGAUGUCACUUCCACUGACGAGCUGGCCGACGGCGACUGGUACUACCAGGUCCACUCUCACCUGGAGCACACACCCAGGUCUGGAGAGAAGAUCUCCUGUGUGGUGGAGCACGCCAGCCUGAGAGAACCUCUGGUUACUGACUGGGAUCCGUCCAUGCCUGAGUCAGAGAGGAACAAGAUCGCCAUCGGAGCCUCGGGACUGAUCCUGGGUCUGAUCUUAUCUCUGGCUGGAUUCAUCUACUACAGGAGGAAGGCCCGAGGACGGAUCCUGGUUCCCACUAACUGAGCCCGGUCCUGUGUGCUGGACCUGGACCUGUUGCAUUGAUCAGCUGCUGCUUCAACCUGCUUUCUGUUUCAGCUCAGCAGACUCUCAGUGCUGCCACCUGCUGGACCGGCUGAACACCUGAUGGUCUCUGAUCUUCAGCCGGUCUGAACCUGAUCCAGGACCAGCCGUGUCCUCUGACGGUCCUGGAUCAGCUGGACCUGGACUCUUCACCUGUGCCUGAUGUGUUGCUUUACUGUGUGAAAUCAAUCCUUAGCUGUGCCUUUAAAUCCUGUGAUCAGGUCUUUGGAUGGUCCUGGUCUCAGAGGUUCUGUGAUUGUCAGGUUUAUAUAUUUUUUCUGGACUCGAACGUUUUCUAACCACAAUAAAGAACCUGU